This is a messenger RNA of Colius striatus (speckled mousebird), 2037 nucleotides long. It is a transcript of the gene CCN5, whose product is annotated as cellular communication network factor 5. Gene Ontology annotation, molecular function: integrin binding; heparin binding. Gene Ontology annotation, cellular component: extracellular matrix; extracellular region. Gene Ontology annotation, biological process: signal transduction; cell adhesion. The transcript has 5 exons. Lineage: Eukaryota; Metazoa; Chordata; Aves; Coliiformes; Coliidae. Bases 33 to 773 code for a protein of 246 amino acids. The record is from RefSeq and is a predicted model, not a curated record.
UGAUGUGCUGAAGUGGCAGAGGGGAGAGCAGCAUGAGGCUCCAGCUGGAGAAGCAACUCCUCUUCCUCUCCCUCCUCUGCAUGCUCUCCAAGGUGUGUGCCCAGCCGUGCCAGAGACCCUGCUACUGCCCCUGGGUGCCGCCCCGCUGUCCCCGCGGGUCCCCCCUGGUCCUGGACGGCUGCGGCUGCUGUCGGAUCUGCGCGCGGCGCCUGGGAGAGCCCUGCGACCUCCUGCACGUCUGCGACCGGAGCCAGGGGCUGGUCUGCGAGCCCAGUGCAGCCCCCGCGGGGACAGCGGCCACCUGCAACUUUGAAGAGAGUGAGGAGGGCUGCGAGGUGAAUGGGCGGCUCUACCGAGCUGGGGAGGUGUUCCAGCCCAGCUGCAAGCUCCAGUGCCGCUGCCUGGACGGCGGCUUCACCUGCGUCCCGCUGUGCCAGGAGGACAUCCGCCUGCCCACCCCCGACUGCCCCCACCCACGGCGCGUGGAGGUCCCGGGGAAGUGCUGCCCCGAGUGGAUCUGUGAAGCCCCAAACCAGCACCUCCUCUGGGAUGCUGGGUCAGCCCCCAGGGCAGCACCCCUGCCGCUGCCAUACCCCUGCCAGGAGUGGGCCACGGAGUGGAGCGCCUGCUCAGUCACCUGCGGCAUCGGCUUUGCCACCCGCGUCUCCAACCAGAACCGAUACUGCAGGCUGGAGCCUCAGCGGCGGCUCUGCAUGGCCGGGCCCUGCCCAGCACUGCCCCUGCCAGCCCCGAGAAGAGGAGGUCGUUUGUAGUCGUGCCCACCCCAGUCACAUCCCAGAGCCAACGUCUCGUCCCGGCAGAGUCUGGCACAAGCCCAUGGCACUGUGGCUUCGGUGGAGAUGGAAGAUGUGUCCUUUGGGAAACUGAGGAAGAACUGAUGGACUUUGGCUGCAAAGGAGGGUAGAAGUAGAGAACAAGAUCCCUACAUCUCCCAGCACCUGCCCCCUCUGUGCACCCUAUGCCCCAGGCAGGGUUACUGGGCAGCAUCCCCAUGUUUCUUAGGCUGAACGAAAUAGGAAAUGGGGAAACCCUGCCCCGAGCAUGAACCCACCUGAGAAAACAGGAAUUGGUCCUUUCUCUGAUCUUUUGGAGAGGUGCUGCUGCUCCUCCACCUCAUCACACCCCCAGCUCUGCGCUGUGAGAGUCCAUUGCCACCACCUGGAAGCCCAAAUCCCCGGAGACAACCCUCCUGCCCUGUGCCCCGGGGAAGCAGCAGCUACAUCAGGCUGCACACAACUCACCACCACACCAGUGUGGGCAGCCUGAGCGUGCCCGAGCUCAGCCACCCCACCGAACCCACCCAGCAGCCGCCUUCCUGGCCAUAGGCAGAGGCGUCUUCCUGAUGGCAGCUCCAAUUCAUCUUCCCCACAUCUCCGCAGAAGAAACGGGAACCUUCCUGCUCCGCCCGGCCUCCUCCUCCUCCUCCUCUCGCAGGCGCUGGCGGUUUGGCAGAGCUCCAGCGGGGCAGGAGCUGAGCCGGCGCCUGCCAUCCCAGCACACCCCCGGCGCCCCAGCCCCGGAGGAGGGCGGCAGAGAGGAGAACACAAAGGGCAACGAUGAGGCUUGGGCUGCUGGAGCUGCUCCAGCCGUGCAAGAAGCAGCUCAGCAGCUCUGCCCCGACUGUCUCGCACGGAUAGUCCUGCUGGGUGGCUGGAAAGUGAAACCCCAAUGCCCUCUAACGGCCUGGCACAAGUGUGCAGAGGGAACGCGCGAGCUGCAAAGGAGCACAGGCUUACCCGAUGUGUCCAGGGGAGAGAUGGACAGUUUAGAUGUGUGUUCCUGGAACUGAAAAGAAAGAUGUGUCCGUCUAGGAGAGGAGCUUGUCUGAGCCUGUCCACCGGGCUGAGCCCAGCCCCAGGGAGCCCUUGGAGCCCUUCUGCUCACAGCCAGCACAGAGCAGCUUGGAGACACCUCAAAUUCGGACUGCUUAGGGUAAGAGAAUAAAAAAGACUUAACAAACCAAGCGUGAAUCCAAGCACUGAAAACAUUAUUAUGAUGUCUUAUAUCCUGGACUGA